Molecule: messenger RNA, 1584 nt
Organism: Mesitornis unicolor (brown roatelo)
Lineage: Eukaryota; Metazoa; Chordata; Aves; Mesitornithiformes; Mesitornithidae
Gene: EOGT
Product: EGF domain-specific O-linked N-acetylglucosamine (GlcNAc) transferase
Exons: 15
Coding region: 1-1584 (527 amino acids)
Cellular component (GO): endoplasmic reticulum lumen
Molecular function (GO): protein N-acetylglucosaminyltransferase activity
Source: RefSeq, a predicted model, not a curated record
AUGUUCACGUUGCUUGCGUUUGGAUUGCUACUGCAAGAAAUUCUGGCUAAUUCCCAAGCUGCAAAUCUGACUGAACUCAAGAACAUUCCACAAGAGCCAUUGUACAGCUACGAAGCUCUCAACUUGCCAGAUGAGCACAUUCCCUACUUUCUGCAUAAUAACCAGCAUAUUGCUGGCAUCUGUAAGCAGGACUCUCAUUGCCCGUAUAAAAAGUACUUGAAGAAACUAAAAUCUUGCUGGGGCUAUGAGAAAUCUUGCAAAUCGGAUUACAGGUUCAGUUACCCAGUUUGUGAUUAUGUUGAAACUGGAUGGGCAAGUGACAUUGAGACAGCCCAGCAGAUAUUCUGGAAGCAGGCUGACUUUGGUUACGUUCGGGAGAGGCUCAAUGAAAUGAAAACCCACUGUAAGCCUGCAGCAACAGGAGAUUCGUCUCUGACCUGUUCUCAGUACCUUCAGCACUGCAGAGCAACAAACUUGUACAUUGAUUUACGAACUGUAAAGAGAAACCAUGACAGAUUCAAAGAAGACUUUUUCCAGAAGGGAGAAAUUGGAGGUCAUUGCAGCCUCGACGUUCAAGCAUUUUUGGCUGAAGGUCAACGCAAGAGCCCUCUGCAGUCUUGGUUUGCAGAACUCCAGACAUUUACGGCAUUAAACUUUAGGCCUCUAGAAGAUAAGAAGUGUGACGUUGUUAUUGAAAAGCCAACAUACUUCAUGAAAUUAGAUGCAGGUGUUAAUAUGUACCAUCACUUCUGUGAUUUCGUCAAUCUUUAUAUUACACAGCAUAUCAAUAAUUCCUUCAGUACUGAUGUCAACAUAGUCAUGUGGGACACUAGCUCAUAUGGCUACGGUGACCUGUUCAGUGAGACGUGGAAGGCAUUUACCGACUAUGAAAUAAUACACUUGAAAACCUUUGACUCUAAAAGGGUAUGUUUUAAAGAAGCAGUCUUCUCAUUACUGCCUCGGAUGCGAUAUGGCCUGUUUUAUAACACACCACUGAUCUCUGGCUGUCACGGCACAGGGCUAUUUAGAGCAUUUUCUCAGCACGUGUUACACAGGUUAAAUAUCACACAAGAAGGACCCAAGGAUGGGAAAAUUCGAGUCACAAUACUUGCACGCAGUACAGAUUAUCGGAAAAUAUUAAACCAGAACGAGCUUGUGAAUGCUUUGAAAACAGUGUCAAUGUUGGAGGUCAAAGUGGUGGACUACAAAUACAAGGAACUUGAAUUUUCAGAGCAGCUGAGAAUUACCCACAACUCUGAUAUAUUCAUUGGGAUGCAUGGAGCUGGACUCACCCAUUUGCUGUUUCUCCCAGACUGGGCUGUGGUUUUUGAACUAUACAAUUGUGAAGAUGAACGUUGUUACCUGGACUUGGCAAGGCUGAGAGGCAUUCACUACAUCACUUGGAGAAAGAGGAAUAAAGUAUUCCCUCAAGAUCAGGGACACCACCCAACGCUGGGAGAGCAUCCAAAAUUUACAAACUACUCCUUUGAUGUGGAAGAAUUUAUGUACUUGGUGCUGCUGGCUGCAAAUCAUGUUUCACAGCAUUCCAAGUGGCCGUUUAGGGUAAAACACGAUGAAUUCUAA